AAGCCCGAGGCAGCGUGAGCGCAGCGCGCAUUGUCUGCAGCGCCGGUGCCAUUCCCAGCCGUCAUGUCUGCGCUCACACGCUCUUUGUUCCUGGUUCUACUCAACCUGCUGUCAGUGGGUGCUCAGACGGAGAUGAAAAAGGUUGUUGGGGACAACGCUACCUUACCAUGCCACCACCAGUUCCCAUCAUCCAGCUCUCUUGACAUUGAGUGGCUACUACAGAAACCUAAUUUCAAACAGAAAGUGAUUAUUACCUUCUUUGGAGGCCAGGUGUACACCAACGAGGCCACAGACAGCGAGGCCAGCCGUCUGUCCUUUGCCGGGGAGUACCUGGGUGGGGACGCCUCCCUGCUGAUCAGUGACCUGCUCCUGACUGACUCUGGAGAGUACUACUGUAAAGUCAAGAGCGGUGGAAAGUACCUCUGGAGCCAGGUCAGCCUCAUUGUGCUGGUCAAGCCCUCGAAGCCAAGGUGCUGGAUGGAUGGAAAACUGUUGGAGGGCAGUGAUGUCAAGCUGAGCUGUAAAUCCAGCGACGGUUCAGACCCCAUCAGCUACAAGUGGGACCGAGUGCUCGACAAAGGCAAGAGUCUGGGCAAGCUGCCAAACCUGGCACUGAUAGAUUUAAAGAAUCCUGAGCUCGUCACCCUGAGAAAUCUCACCAUGGAGAGCACAGGUGUCUACAGAUGCACAGCAAGCAAUGACGUGGGAGAGGAAAACUGCACCAUCGAGGUUACAAUGCAGCAUGUGAGGGAUGUUGGGAUGGUAGCAGGUGCCGUGGUGGGAAUAUCCCUCGGAGUCCUCAUUGUGAUAUUGAUCAUCUGGCUUGUUUUCCGGAGUAAAGAAAAAAAGAAGUAUGAAGAGGAGGAAACCCCAAAUGAGAUCAGGGAAGAUGCUGAAGCUCCCAAGGCCAAACUUGUGAAGCCCAACUCCCUGUCUUCGUCCCGCUCUGGCAGCUCGCGCUCUGGAGCUUCCUCCACCCAAUCAAUGGUGCAUAACUGCACUCUGCGUGGCCACCGCCCACGUCCACCUGCCAUAGCAGCUCUCAAGGAAAAUGGACAGCCUCCGGGUUUUCCCCAGUCCCCUCCAGCCUACACCUCUGUGGCAGCCCCUAAGACCCCUGAGCCCCCCACCACUCCCAAAUUCAACUCCAGGAACAUGUCUGGCCCAACACCCCCAACUCUUAUGGUCCCUGCUCAGACCAAGGCCUUUCAGACUGUGUAGGACUGAAAGCAAACCCUAUCCUGCAGCCAUGUAAGACUCCUUCCCUGCCCCAAGCUCCUUAGCCCCCUCUCUCAAAGACUGAGACUCUUCCAUAAACAAAGAAAUGCAACUACAUAAAGGAUGUAAUUAAAAGAAUCACUACUAUAAGUUCAAAAGUAAUUUAAUGAAUGCAUAAUUAUAAAGGGAAAAUAGGAUGUGCUUGCCCCCUUCUGAAUAACAUAAAAUGGAAACAAAGGUAGAAGCUGAGACCUGAUGUGGGAAAAUGUCUGUGUCUUGUGGCUGAAGACAAAACUUUGCUUAUGAGUUCCAUUUUAGGUUUAGAAGGCAUAGAGUAGUAUCAUGUUCACUGAGGUGGAAGAUGCCCCCAGUAUAACUUUCAUUUAUUUAUCAAAUCAAAGGAUUAGUAAUUCAGUCAAGGGAAUGAGUGAUAAAAGAAAACCAGUUGGGAUGCUAAACCAAGCUAGAUGAAAAAGGCAGUUCAAGCUUGUUAAGGUCCAACUUGUGGUUACCAUAGGUUUCAGAUGGAUACAUGAAGGACAGAAGCUGUAGCCAAGAAAAACGCAAGCAUGUU
This is a messenger RNA of Nematolebias whitei (Rio pearlfish), 1792 nucleotides long. Its product is annotated as CXADR-like membrane protein. NCBI's taxonomy places the organism in Eukaryota, Metazoa, Chordata, Actinopteri, Cyprinodontiformes, Rivulidae. The record is from RefSeq and is a predicted model, not a curated record. Bases 64 to 1221 code for a protein of 385 amino acids. Gene Ontology annotation, cellular component: membrane; cell surface; cytoplasmic microtubule. The transcript has 7 exons.